AUGGAUCCUGUAAAACUUUUAUUUUACACAGAACAAUAUGAAAAAGCUAAUAGAAAAAUUAAAUUAACUGAAAAAUUUGGAGCAAUACCAAAAAAAAAAUUAAUAACUGGUAAAUUUUAUUCAAAAUACGAAGGAAUUAAUUCAAUAAAUGCACCAGAUGAAUAUAUUAAAUUAAUCGAAAGACGUUAUGAAUUGAAACCGAGAGAUAUUUAUCCAUAUCGUCCACCCACUAUGAAUAUGACUUAUGGAUGGUUUGCUGAUGAAAUUUUUGUUAAAAAAUCAAAUGACCCAAGGCUUAAUUUUCCACUGACAGAAUGUGAUGUUGUUAAAACUGAAAUGAGAAUUCGUCAAGCUGAUAAAAAUUUAACACAAAAAAAAUUUCAGGGAAAAUCCUUUAAAACAUGA
This is a messenger RNA of Aphidius gifuensis, 405 nucleotides long. RefSeq lists its product as uncharacterized. Lineage: Eukaryota; Metazoa; Arthropoda; Insecta; Hymenoptera; Braconidae. The record is from RefSeq and is a predicted model, not a curated record. The transcript is spliced from 2 exons. The coding region runs from base 1 to 405 and encodes 134 amino acids.